AGGAGUUCCCAGUGACGUUGAGUGCGGCCAGUGCAUCGUCAGUGCGGAGGGGCGGCAAGCUCGACAGGGCUGUCCUCCUGAACGACAUCGCGAAGAUCGCGAGGCUGGCGCUGAAAUUUCCGCUCAGCUUCGUGGACUCGCCGGCUUGCGCGUAUGCGCUUUUCCAAGGCCUGCGCAGCGCGGAGUCCGCCCAGUUCUGCGCGGAGAACUUCCACAAGAAAUUGCUCCCGCUGCUGGCCGAGAAGAUUCACACCUAUCAGCUGCCCGAGCUGCGCGAGGUGUUGAAGAAGACACUGGAGGCGUUGGACACAGACCUGCUCAAGAGCGUGCACGCCUUCAGCGGCGUUUGUGCUGCAAUAGUCCUGGUUCUAGGAGACAAGCUCGUCGUCGCGGGCGUCGGCCGCGUGCGGAUGCUGUUGCUGCCAGAGAAGGGCCCGCCGCAGCUCCCGCCGCUGCUCGCCUGCGGCGCCGGCGUGGGCGAGGACGAGGCGGAGAUGGAACGGGUGCGCAAGGCGGGUGGAACCGUGCACGACGGUCUCGUUCUCGGCCGGGCGGCGAUGGGCACGCCGGACGAGGCGGCGCGCAUGCUCGCGGCGAGGAGCAGUUUCGAGGUGCUCCAGCUGGAGCCCGGGGCACCCCUGGACGAGAAGGCCGUGCGCACCGCGUACCGGAAGCUCGCGCUGAAGGUUCACCCGGACAAGCAGAGCGACGACGUGGACAAGCCUGCGUACACGGCGGCGUUUGCACGCCUGGAGAGUUCGAGGGAGGCCCUGGAGACCACCCUCGGCGACGGCGGGCAGGACGCGGUGGACGCCUGCCGGGACCUGCUCCAGGUCCUGGGCGCGGAGGUGCACACGCGCGCGGGGGCGGCGGCGCUGCUCGGCGUGGAGGCGGAGGCCGUGCUGGACACCACGGCCGUGGCGGAGGAGGCGGAGAAGGCCAGCAAGGCGAUGGUCAAGAAGCUGGAGAGGGCGCUGAAGUGGCCGCUUCUGAAGCCGGACUACGACACCGCGGUCGCUCUCUGCCAGGAGGCCGUGGAGACGCUCCGCCGGGGCUGCACGCCCGAGGCGCUGCCUCGCUACGAGGCGCCCGUCGCCGCGAGGGCGUUGCCUCGCCGCGGACACGCGCCUCGCCACGGGGCUCCGCGUGGAGGGUUUCUCCGAAGGGCUUAGGCGACCA
Messenger RNA from Prorocentrum cordatum, 1179 nucleotides. Lineage: Eukaryota; Dinophyceae; Prorocentrales; Prorocentraceae. The record is from the annotation of a GenBank genome assembly.